UCCCGCUCCUCCCUCAGUGGGUUGCACUGCUCACGCCUUCCUGUUAGUCCGAGCUGGGAGAAGUUCACUUCGAUCAGCUGAUCCUAACUGACAACGGGAGAGGAGGAAGCCCGGGAGGCAGCGAAGGAGGAGGGGGGCGGAGAUGGAGAUGAGGAUGGAUCCACCGGUGCCCUGAGGAACAGCCCCCGCCUCCACCGGCACCCCGCGGUCCUCCGACGCAGUCUUGCCGCAGCAGAGCUGCUCCGUGGUGUCCCCUGAAAUAUUGACUUGAGGUUGGAUUAUAUUGAAAAGCUCCUGACUACAUUUUCAUUACCAAAAUCUUGUGGCUGAGGUUCCACUCAUGAGCCCACCUCAGUGAACCCACCAGAUCUCUCUCAGAUAGCCAUAAAAGACCCUUCCAAGUUAAUUUAGACUACAUAUUUGCCUGCACUUUAUGGAAGAUGAAACUAUCAAACCAAAUCAACGUUGCUGCUGAUACAGGAAGCUUGGAGGCAGAAUAUUAAACAUUUGAACAUUUGCAUGUGAAGAAUUCUAGUAGGACAUUAACUGUUUUUUUAAAAAAGGAAUUUUUUUUUUUAAGGUGUUCAGAACCCUGUGAAAGGUCUGUGCGGUCUUCAGACUCAAAGCCUUUGUCUUCACUUCUGGGGAAAGCCCAGGUACCAUUAUAUGGUGGGUGAUUUCCUUACUAAACUGAGUAUGAGUGCCCAGACUUCCCCAGCAGAGAAGGGCCUGAAUCCGGGGCUAUUGUGCCAGGAAAGUUACACGUGCAGUGGGACCGAUGAAGCUGUCUUCGAGUGUGAUGAGUGCUGUAGUCUGCAGUGUCUCCGCUGCGAGGAGGAGCUCCAUCGGCAGGAGCGCCUGAGAAACCAUGAGCGAAUCAGACUCAAAGCCGGCCAUGUCCCUUACUGUGACCCCUGCAAGGGCCCCAAUGGGCAUUCCCCAGGUAUGAAGCAGAGGGCAGUGGUGAGGUGCCAGACCUGUAAAAUCAACUUGUGCCUGGAGUGCCAGAAGAGGACUCAUUCUGGGGGUAGCAAAAGGAGGCAUCCCGUUACUGUGUACCAUGUUGCUAAGGUCCAGGAGUUGCUGGAGGACGAAGGGAUGGAUGAGGAGACCAAGAGGAAGAAGAUGACUGAGAAGGUUGUGAGUUUCCUCCUAGUAGAUGAAAAUGAAGAGAUCCAGGUAACAAAUGAAGAGGAUUUUAUUAGGAAAUUGGACUGCAAACCUGAUCAGCAUCUGAAGGUGGUUUCUAUUUUUGGAAAUACUGGGGAUGGGAAGUCUCAUACCCUCAACCACACUUUCUUUUAUGGCCGGGAAGUCUUCAAAACCUCCCCCGCCCAGGAGUCCUGCACUGUGGGAGUGUGGGCAGCAUAUGACCCGGUCCACAAAGUAGCAGUGAUAGACACGGAAGGGCUCUUGGGAGCUACAGUGAAUCUAAGCCAGAGAACACGGCUGCUGCUUAAGGUCCUGGCCAUCUCAGACCUCGUCAUCUAUCGAACUCACGCAGACCGACUGCACAACGACCUCUUCAAGUUCCUUGGGGAUGCCUCAGAGGCUUAUCUGAAGCACUUCACCAAGGAGCUCAAGGCUACCACUGCCCGCUGUGGCCUGGAUGUCCCCUUGUCCACCCUGGGCCCUGCGGUUAUCAUUUUCCAUGAGACUGUGCACACUCAGCUGCUGGGCUCUGAUCACCCCUCCGAGGUGCCCGAGAAGCUCAUCCAGGACCGGUUCCGGAAGCUGGGCCGCUUCCCUGAAGCCUUCAGUUCUAUUCACUACAAGGGAACGAGGACAUACAACCCUCCCACGGACUUUUCUGGUCUUCGGCGUGCCUUGGAGCAGCAACUGGAGAACAACACCACCCGUUCUCCCCGGCACCCGGGGGUCAUCUUCAAAGCCCUGAAGGCGCUGAGCGACCGCUUCAGCGGGGAGAUCCCUGAUGACCAGAUGGCGCACAGCUCCUUUUUCCCCGAUGAGUACUUCACCUGCUCCUCCCUGUGCCUCAGCUGCGGGGCUGGAUGUAAGAACAGCAUGAAUCACGGGAAAGAAGGAGUACCUCAUGAAGCCAAGAGCCGCUGCAGAUACUCCCACCAGUAUGACAACCGCGUUUUCACCUGCAAGGCCUGCUACGAGAGAGGCAAUGAAGUCAGCGUGGUGCCCAAGACGGCUGCUUCCACCGACUCUCCCUGGAUGGGUCUUGCAAAAUAUGCCUGGUCCGGGUAUGUGAUCGAAUGUCCCAACUGUGGUGUGGUGUAUCGUAGCCGGCAGUACUGGUUUGGGAACCAAGAUCCUGUGGAUACGGUGGUGCGGACAGAGAUUGUGCAUGUGUGGCCUGGAACAGAUGGAUUUCUGAAGGACAACAACAACGCUGCCCAGCGCCUCUUGGAUGGAAUGAACUUCAUGGCCCAAUCGGUGUCUGAGCUUAGCCUUGGGCCCACCAAGGCUGUGACGUCCUGGCUGACAGACCAGAUCGCCCCUGCCUACUGGAGGCCCAACUCCCAGAUCCUGAGCUGCAACAAGUGCGCUACAUCCUUUAAAGAUAACGACACCAAGCAUCACUGCCGGGCCUGUGGGGAGGGCUUCUGUGACAGCUGUUCGUCCAAGACCCGGCCAGUGCCUGAGCGGGGCUGGGGCCCUGCACCCGUGCGGGUGUGUGACAACUGCUACGAGGCCAGGAAUGUCCAGUUAGCUGUUACCGAGGCACAGGCGGACGAUGAAGGCGGGACGCUGAUUGCUCGGAAGGUGGGCGAGGCCGUGCAGAACACUUUGGGAGCCGUGGUGACAGCCAUUGACAUACCACUAGGUCUGGUGAAGGAUGCGGCCAGGCCGGCGUACUGGGUCCCUGACCAUGAGAUCCUGCACUGCCACAACUGCCGGAAGGAGUUCAGUGUCAAGCUUUCCAAGCACCACUGCCGGGCCUGCGGACAGGGCUUCUGUGACGAGUGUUCCCAUGACCGCCGGGCUGUCCCCUCUCGAGGCUGGGACCAUCCUGUCCGAGUCUGCUUUAACUGCAAUAAAAAGCCCGGUGACCUUUAACCCCAGCUCCCUCUCCGAGUCCUUCACAAUUCCUUAGAUUCUCAGGGUUAGAAAUGAAGUCUCGUUGAGGUAGGCCCUCCUCCCGGUCACCUGUUGGGGUGUGUUCCUCUCUGCUCAUCCUGGGGCCACUUUCUUGCGGCGGAGGGUGGGCUAGGUGGCGAGCCGGGGUGUGAGCCUGGCGGCAGGACCGAAGGCGUGAACCCCUCAGGGCAGGGGACCGAGCAGUUUAUAGCAAAGGGGAACGAACCCGAAUCCCUUGCAUUUUAUUUCAGAUAAAAAUAAUAAAUAAAUAUAUAUAUCUACCCAUAUAUACCUACAAAAGGAACGUGGAGUAUAUUCAGGCUGCUGCCGGCUGCAAAGACCUGCACAGUCUGUCCCCAGCACAGGGAUCAGGUGGCAGUGGCAGCAGGUCUUCCCCACAAAACCAAGCCAGGUCCAAGGCCACUGCGUUGCUUGUCACUCUUUGCUGCUUCUCUCCGAGCCUUUGAAGCCUUCCUGGCCCUCAGCUGCUGGGGGAGGUGAGCUCCCCAGGAACCUCGUGCGUGGAAGAGCCUGGGGAGGAUCGCCCUGAGUCGGAUCCCAACUCUUGGCCUAAGUCUGUUUCAGUCAGAGACCACCCAGCUUAGUGUGCAGGUCACGGAUGGGUGGGGGGUGAGGGGUAGGGUCCUCAGCCCUGAGAAGUCCCAAGUGCAGGUGACGGGACGGCCCUCGUCCCCGGGGAGAACACGGCCGGAGCGGGCCUUCCCCAGCGCUGUUUCCUGCCUGUCGACGCUUCCGUCCGUGUGCCCGCCUGGCUCUCCUGCCCCGAAACAGAGCGCCUGCUUCCUGCCCCCUCCCCGCCUCGGGCCCCCCGUUUGCUGAGUGUUGCACUGGGAUUUUUGCUUAUUUUGAAGUGUCUUAAUUCUUUGUUUCCCAGAUACAAGACUCCUCUAGCUAUUGGAGGGGUGAUCAUGAGAAAUCUUCCAGGAAAACAGAGCACAGAAUGGACUGUUAGUUUUUUUUUUUUUUUUUAAAGUACAUAUAUAUAUAUAAAUAUUUCAACAGACCAUUAAGGAAAAAUUCUAUCUCUCCAGUCCUGGCAAGAGAAGUCAAAUGAACUUGAGUUUCUCCUCGAGAGCUGGGAUCCCCAUGUCUGUCAUGACUGGAAAGAGACUGUUGUGCGUCGCCUGUCAUCACGGUGGAUUUGAUCUUCAGUGGCCAAAAGCGGAGAAUGAAAAGUGACAUAGUUCUUGACUGAACUGUGGGUGGGCCGAGCCUCAGGGAGGUACGUGGCGGUCCUUCUUGGCCUGAGAGUCCCUGUGACGUGAGCCCUGGAACGUGUUGGUCCUUGUCAGGCCUGCCCCCUUCCUGCCUCCUGUGGCCCCGUGACUGCGGCCCUGCUCCAGUACUGUGUAUUAUGAAAUGCGCCCUCAUAAAGGAAUCUUCCUGCGGAA
Sus scrofa (pig) is the source of this 4463-nucleotide messenger RNA. It is a transcript of the gene ZFYVE1, whose product is annotated as zinc finger FYVE-type containing 1. The record is from RefSeq and is a predicted model, not a curated record. Gene Ontology annotation, biological process: lipid droplet formation. Gene Ontology annotation, cellular component: lipid droplet. Lineage: Eukaryota; Metazoa; Chordata; Mammalia; Artiodactyla; Suidae. Gene Ontology annotation, molecular function: phosphatidylinositol-3,4-bisphosphate binding; phosphatidylinositol-3,4,5-trisphosphate binding; 1-phosphatidylinositol binding.